AGCUUAACUCUUUCUCUCUUCAAUGGCGACCGACCGAGAUUUCUCGCCUUCGACCCACAUGCAAUACUUCACAGACGACGACGAUAGCGAAUCAGACGACGAUCGAGAAGACGAAGACGAUCAGCAAGACGACAUUAACGGAGAAGAACCCAGGGAGGAAGAAGACAGUUCACGCGGUUUAAAAGGCGCGUAUUUAAUGUGCGGCCCGGGUCGGCGGCGAGGAAGCGGAGGUUGGUCUCUUGGGCAAGUUCUCGACCCACGAGCCAAAUGGGUUCAGGAAUGGAAUAGGGUUUUUCUCCUGGUAUGCGCCACGGGUCUUUUCGUCGACCCGCUAUUCUUCUACGCGCUCUCUAUAAGCGACACGUGCAUGUGCCUCUUCGUCGACGGCUGGUUCGCCAUCACCGUGACGGCGCUCCGGUGCAUGACCGACGCUUUGCAUCUCUGGAACAUGUGGUUGCAUCUGAAAAUGACCAAGGGGUCCUCUUUCGUCCCCCCCACAAACGGGCCCCGCGAAGAUAGUGAUGAAACGGCGGAUAGAACCGCCGGGAAACCUCGCUCAGAUGCCAUCCGGUACUUGAAAGCAAAGAAAGGAUUCUUCUUUGAUCUCUUCGUCAUCCUCCCAUUACCUCAGGUUGUAUUGUGGGUGAUAAUUCCUUCAUUGCUCGAAAAAGGAUCGGUAACCCUUGUGAUGACAGUACUCUUAAUUAUGUUUCUGUUUCAAUAUCUUCCGAAAAUUUAUCACUCCGUUUGUCUUCUCCGACGCAUGCAAAAUCUCUCCGGCUACAUCUUUGGAACUGUUUGGUGGGGAAUUGCCCUUAACAUGAUUGCUUAUUUCGUCGCAUCACAUGCAGCAGGAGCAUGUUGGUACCUGCUGGGGAUUCAAAGGGCUGCAAAGUGCUUAAGAGAGCAAUGCAGAAUGGACAUUAGAGGCGGGUGUGAGCUGAGAUUAUUGUCUUGUAAAGAACCCAUUUACUAUGGAACUACAAGUAUGCUGAUGAGGGAUAGAGAAAGACUGGCAUGGGCAGAGAACAAACAAGCCAGAACUACUUGCAUUCAGUCCUCUGAUAAUUAUGAUUAUGGAGCUUAUAAAUGGACUGUUCAACUUGUCACUAAUGAUAGCCGCUUGGAGAAAAUCCUCUUCCCCAUCUUCUGGGGACUAAUGACUCUCAGUACUUUUGGGAACUUGGAGAGCACAACAGAAUGGCUAGAAGUAGUUUUUAAUAUUAUUGUUCUAACCAGCGGACUCCUUCUGGUCACCAUGUUGAUAGGAAAUAUUAAGGUGUUUUUGCACGCAACAACAUCAAAAAAGCAAGCAAUGCAGCUGAAAAUGAGAAACAUAGAGUGGUGGAUGAGAAAGAGACACUUACCUCAGGGAUUCAGGCAGCGAGUCCGCAACUAUGAGCGGCAGAGGUGGGCGGCCAUGCGCGGCGUCGACGAGUGUGAGAUGAUCAGAAACCUCCCCGAGGGUCUCCGCAGGGACAUCAAGUACCAUCUCUGCCUUGAUCUUGUCAGACAGGUUCCAUUGUUUCAACACAUGGAUGAUUUGGUCUUGGAGAACAUAUGUGAUCGAGUGAAAUCCCUCAUAUUCACCAAAGGAGAAACGAUAACUAGAGAGGGUGAUCCUGUACAAAGAAUGUUAUUUGUUGUAAGAGGACAUUUACAAAGCAGUCAAGUUCUUAGAGAUGGUGUCAAAAGUUGCUGCAUGUUAGGUCCGGGAAAUUUCAGUGGAGACGAGCUGCUAUCAUGGUGUCUAAGAAGACCCUUCAUUGAAAGAUUGCCACCAUCUUCAUCAACCCUAGUCACUCUUGAAACCACCGAGGCUUUCGGCUUAGAAGCUGAGGAUGUAAAAUAUGUUACACAACAUUUUCGAUACACAUUUGUGAACGAAAAAGUCAAGAGGAGCGCACGAUAUUACUCGCCUGGAUGGAGAACUUGGGCAGCUGUGGCAAUUCAAUUAGCCUGGAGGAGAUACAGACACAGGCUAACACUUACUUCGUUGUCGUUUAUUAGGCCUAGGAGACCCUUGUCAAGAUGUUCUUCCUUGGGAGAGGAUAGACUCAGACUUUAUACAGCUAUGUUAACUUCUCCAAAGCCAAAUCAAGAUGAUUUUGAUUUUUGAAACUGUUUGAGAGUGUAUUCUUUGAUAUAUAUUUAUAACAUGUUUGUGAAAAUAAGAAUAUGUUUGUGUUUGUCAAUAAACGAUUUGACGAAGAAAACUAUAAAUUGUUACCAUUACUAGUUA
Molecule: messenger RNA, 2242 nt
Organism: Carica papaya (papaya)
Lineage: Eukaryota; Viridiplantae; Streptophyta; Magnoliopsida; Brassicales; Caricaceae
Gene: CNGC4
Product: cyclic nucleotide-gated cation channel 4
Source: RefSeq, a predicted model, not a curated record